AUGUCUUAUAUGUUAGCGCAUUUGUUUAACGGCUGGCAAGUCGAUCAAGCAAUUCUUUCGGAGGAAGAUAGGGUGGUUGUUAUUCGUUUUGGUCACGAUUGGGAUCCUACAUGUAUGAAAAUGGAUGAAGUUUUAUAUAAUAUUGCAGAAAAGGUGAAAAACUUUGCAGUUAUAUAUUUAGUUGACAUCACCAAAGUACCAGAUUUUAAUAAAAUGUAUGAAUUGUAUGAUCCAUGUACAGUUAUGUUUUUCUUCCGCAACAAACACAUUAUGAUUGAUUUGGGUACCGGAAAUAACAAUAAAAUUAAUUGGGCACUUGAAGACAAACAAGAAAUGAUAGAUAUCGUUGAAACAGUGUAUAGAGGUGCCAGAAAAGGACGUGGUUUAGUUGUUUCUCCUAAAGAUUACUCUACUAAAUACCGUUAUUAAAUAAUUAGUAUAGUAUGUAUUAGUUUAAAUCCUAUAUAAUUAAUCUAAUGUUAAUAUAAUGCAUUGUGUGUGUAUAUAUAAUAUAUUUGUGUAUCUUAAUUUAAUUUUUUAA
Molecule: messenger RNA, 541 nt
Organism: Rhopalosiphum maidis (corn leaf aphid)
Lineage: Eukaryota; Metazoa; Arthropoda; Insecta; Hemiptera; Aphididae
Gene: Dim1
Product: thioredoxin-like protein 4A
Exons: 3
Coding region: 1-429 (142 amino acids)
Biological process (GO): mRNA splicing, via spliceosome
Cellular component (GO): U5 snRNP; spliceosomal complex; U4/U6 x U5 tri-snRNP complex
Source: RefSeq, a predicted model, not a curated record